Molecule: messenger RNA, 1074 nt
Organism: Thalassophryne amazonica
Lineage: Eukaryota; Metazoa; Chordata; Actinopteri; Batrachoidiformes; Batrachoididae
Product: serine/arginine-rich splicing factor 10-like
Exons: 6
Coding region: 97-804 (235 amino acids)
Molecular function (GO): RNA binding
Source: RefSeq, a predicted model, not a curated record
ACUCGAAGGAAGAAGAAGAAGAAGAAGAAGAAGAAGCGCGAGUGGGGUUCCUUGUGUUCUGUGGUUUUGUGUAAAUUGCUGGCUGAGUGUUAUUUUAUGGCCAAAUACAUGAGACCCCCAACUACAUCUUUGUUUGUGCGUAACAUCUCCGAGCAGUCGAGGCCUGAGGAUUUGCGGCGUGAGUUUGGCCGCUAUGGGCCCAUAGUAGAUGUCUACAUCCCACUUGACUUCUAUACACGUCAACCAAGAGGAUUUGCAUACAUACAAUUUGAGGAUGUGCGUGAUGCUGAAGAUGCUCUUUACAGCCUGGACAGGAAGCGAGUUUGUGGCCAGCAGAUUGAAAUCCAGUUUGCUCAAGGCGACAGAAAGACACCAAACCAGAUGAAGGCAAAGGAACGGCGAUCUCCGGGCAGAUCCUCGCGAUAUGAUGACUAUGAGCGACGCAGACGCUCUCAAAGCCGCAGCUUUGAGCGAUACAGAUCACGUAGCCCAUCAUAUGAUCGCAGACGCCGCCGAUCUGAGAGUCCUCGAGACUCUCGUGGACGGAUGUCCAGAAGAAGAAGAAAAAGUCGGAGCCGUGAAGAUGACAGACGGAGACCGCGAAAAGAAUCCAGAGGCCACUCUCGAUCCCGCUCCAGAUCUGGAGGUCAUCGGGAUGAAGCCGGCCCAGCGUCGCCAUCCCGUUACACGCAGGGCGGAGUGCGAGACAUGCACUCCCCUUCCAGCUCAAAGUCUCGGUCCAUCUCCAGAUCCCGCUCCCGAUCCUGGUCUGGACGCAAGUCAGGGGGCGGUAGAAAGUGUUAACUUCUGUCUUCCUAUCAGACCGCUCUGAAAGUUUGAGCAUUUGUCAGGAACAAAAGGGUGAAAGAUUUUUCAUAUGAACAUAAAGUCUUCUGGACAGUUUUUGUUUUUUUUUUUAGAAAGCUGCAGAUGCUGUUUGGUUUCAUAAAUUUCUUUGAGGUGCUUUAGUAAGAGGACUUUCUCCUAUUUCUUCUCCUGUACACACACAAAUAGUUUCUCUGAACCCAACCAGAAAAAUAUUUAACAAUAAAUAUGUUGGUAAUUGAAAACUUU